This is a messenger RNA of Mytilus trossulus (common blue mussel), 1668 nucleotides long. Its product is annotated as E3 ubiquitin-protein ligase TRIM71-like. The transcript has a single exon. Gene Ontology annotation, biological process: protein monoubiquitination. NCBI's taxonomy places the organism in Eukaryota, Metazoa, Mollusca, Bivalvia, Mytilida, Mytilidae. Gene Ontology annotation, molecular function: zinc ion binding; ubiquitin protein ligase activity. The record is from RefSeq and is a predicted model, not a curated record. Bases 1 to 1668 code for a protein of 555 amino acids.
AUGGCUUCUUCAGGGUCGGCAUGCCAGUCAUGUGCAUCCAAACAUGUAUCGUCUCCUGCCAUCAAAUAUUGCUCUGAUUGUCAGGAAAAUUUAUGUCAGCAAUGUUUCGGUGUACACAGCAAGUUUAAAGCAUUUGUGAACCACCAUUUGGCUGAAAUUAAUCCUGUUUUGGAAGAAAAGAAUCAUUUAAAGAAUAUGUGUAACAAACACUCUAAUAUGUACCUUGACUUUUUCUGUUCCGAUCAUGAUUGCCUCUGUUGUCGAUCAUGCAUGGAAAAAGAUCAUCGUGCAUGUGAGAGGCUCAUUCCAUUAGAAGUUGCUUCACAAGGAGUUAAACAUUCGCCGAUGUUUAAUGAUGUAAAUGAAGGAAUACGCAACAUUGAACAAACUUUGGAUAAGAUGAUAUCAAACAAUGACCUAAAUAUACAAAGACUUGAUGAAGAUGAAGAAGCUGUGACGAAGCAGGUUUCCAGUGUCAAAACAAAUAUCAUCAAACGACUAAACCAACUAGAAGAAAAACUGAAAUCCGAGAUUCGUUGCGCAAAACAAAACAAGAGGGUCAAAUUUGAAUCUAGUAAGGAUAAUUUAUUAAGGUUAAAGAGUUGUGUAGAAGAUGUGUCAAAUCAACUAAACCAAGUAUCCGAAAAUGGUUCAGAGAAGCAAAUAUUCGUUCUACUGAAUUACUGUAAAUGGGAACAAGUAGAAUACGAAGCUAAACUACACGAGAUCAUACCAACGCUAGAGGAAUCACAUAUAACGUUUCAGCCACCAGAUGAUAUUCUUAUAGCACUAAAGCCUUUGGGAUCCAUUGAAGUAAAGUCUUCAAAAUGUUCGAUCGAAUAUAAGCCACCAAAAGCUCAACAAGUCCAAAUACCAAUAAAUGUUUCUCAAAUAGCACGUCGGUUUACUGUAGAACGUAAAAUAGAAAUUCAGCGUCCAGGUGACGUGUGGAUAACCGGAAUAGCUAUGACAGAUGAUAAGCGUCUUCUAGUCUGCAAUCGUUAUAGUACCGAUCUGCUAGUCUACAGUUACAGCGCUGAUUACUUACAGGACUGUAAGUUGUCUGGUCAACCAUGGGAUAUAGCUGUUAUACCUGGUGAAAACAAAGCUGUCGUUACUCUACCUGAUCAGAAAGCAAUUCAGUUUAUGAACAUUAAAAAAAUGAAAGCCUCUUUUCCAUUUCCUGUGCCUGGAAGAUGUUUAGGUGUCGCUGUUAUAAAUGAUGAAAUUUGUGUUGGUGGAGACGGUGGAUAUAUAUAUAUACUUGAUAAAAGGGGAACACUAAAGACUGAAAUCAAAGUUCCAAGUACAACAAGCGUACUAUUCUAUUUGCAUCCGGGUCCCUUUGGGUGUAUUUGUUAUACAGAUAAUGCUCACAACGCGACGGGUUGUGUCACAUUGAAUGGCGAAGAACUCUUCAGAUUUAGUUCAAAAGAUUUGUGCAGACCUGAAGCUGUAAAGACCGAUAUGAAAGGAAACCUGUGUGUUUCCUGUAGAGGUUCAAAUAACAUUCAACGACUAACACCUGAUGGUAAAUUCCUAGAUGUUAUCAAUGUUAACGAACAUGAUUUCAAAUGUCCGUAUGGUAUGACUUUCAGUCAUGAUUUUCUUAAGCUAUUUGUAUCUUAUGAUAAUCGAAAAAUUGUUAUUUUCUUGUGUUCUUUAUAA